CUCUGAUAGGAGACCUAUUAGUGUACAGGAUGGCACCGUUCUUGCUGGUAGUCCACGAAGAAGGAGAAGCAAGAGCGGAGAAGGCGGUCGAAGGCUGGAGCGUGACGAAGCGGACAGUAGUUGGCCACGCGUUGCCGGACUUGCCUCUACGAGAGCAGAAAGCCGUGUCGCUCCGGAGAAAGAUGUGUCGCACGAUAGAUAUGUUCAGGUGCAAGCGAGAAGCACACAAGCGGCGGGUAACCUUGGCACGGGGAGCAAGUCUGGUGUGUCCGUGAUUCCUUUAUGCGGCACUUCGAGGCGAAGUUCAGCGCGGCGAAAAUCUGGUGGGUCGGCGGGCGCGCGGCGUCGCUCCAGCAGCCACCAUCAGCACCCCCAUCACACAAAGCGGCGGUCGCUGUUUCAGCACGUGCCCUGUUCCGCGCCAGAUUUUGCUAAGGAGAUUGACAUCGUGUGCAACGGUGUCGGAGAACACUUUGACGAUCCAGC
This is a messenger RNA of Amoebophrya sp. A25, 486 nucleotides long. The record is from the annotation of a GenBank genome assembly. NCBI's taxonomy places the organism in Eukaryota, Dinophyceae, Syndiniales, Amoebophryaceae.